CAUGGUACAAGCUCGCGCAAAGCACACGCCGCAAAUUGGAAUACUUGAACGGGGCGCUACCAAAGGCAGCCCUACGGCACGUCAGCGAGAAAAAAGACCCCGCGCAGCCGUCGCGCGCAUCAGAAGCUCCCAUUGGAGCACAGCUGCACAGGCACGCGGUCUACCGCCCCGACGCCGCGCCGUCCAGAAGAUGGCAGCGGCCGAGAAGAAGGGCGGCUUGAUUUGGAAUUCCACGCUGAAGGGCGGCGCCGCGGCGGCUUGUUCGGCGUUCGCAAUUCGCGCGGCGACGCGCUGCUCCGGCGAGUCCGGGCUGCUCGGCGCGGUGCCAACGAUGAGCCUGGGCGAGGACAACAGCUGGCGGUCGCUGGCUACCGCUGCCGCCGUGGCGUGCGUCUGGGCCUUUUUCUGCGUCGUCGGCGCGCUAUCAGCGCUCGCGGCGGCCCUCAAUACCUUUGGAAGCUCCGCGAGGCGCUCGGGCUGGAACGCACGCCUCGCCGGCGUGCUGCUGGCCUCGACGGCGAGACUCGCCGCGGCCGGACCGGCAAACGCGUCCGUCGCGCCGUUCUCGGACGAUAUUUCUCGGACGAAGCUCACGGGCUACGUCUUCGCGGAGCACGUGCCCACGGAGUUCGAGAACGACAUGCACUACCUCCAGGACGCGGCGGGCGAGGACGUCGAGCCGCUCGUCGAGGAGGGCGGGCACGACGGCCACGACCACGGCCGCCGCCGCCUCGACGACAACAGCGGACACGACCACGGCGGUGGCAGCGACGCGCCCUGGAGUAGCGGUUGGUUCGUGGACUCGGCGUUUCCGAACUCGCUAGCGUGGUCGCCGGCGCCGACGAUGCACCGUGGCCAGCGACGCCUAGGCACCGCGAUGGACGACAGCAGCAUUCGAGACGCCGUGGCGGCGUGGCUCUCGGACGAAACUGCCGCCGAGGCAACGUACGGCCACAUUUCAACGUGGGAGACCGGAGGGGUGACGGACAUGUCGAACUUAUUUUGCGCAGACGAGGACGAAACGGUUUGCAACGAAGCAGCGGCGUCCUUCAACGAGGACAUCGGCGCGUGGGACACUUCGGGCGUCACGACGAUGAAGAUGAUGUUCCAAUCCGCCUACGCCUUCGACCAGGACAUCAGUGGUUGGGCGGUCCACAGCGUCACUGACAUGUUCGAGAUGUUUGGAGACGCCUCGGCCUUCGAUCAGGACAUUGGUGAUUGGGACACCUCCGGCGUCAAGAACAUGGCAGGUAUGUUCGACGGCGCCUCGGCCUUCGACCAGGACAUCGGCGCGUGGGACACCUCCGGCGUCACGUCGAUGUCCGGGAUGUUCACCUCCGCCUCGGCCUUCGACCAGGACAUCGGCGCGUGGGACACCUCCGGCGUCACAAGGAUGGACUUGAUGUUCGGCUACGCGUCGGCCUUUAAUGGGGACAUCGGCGCGUGGGACACCUCGGGCGUCAAGAGCAUGGAGAGGAUGUUCGACUCCGCCUCGUCCUUCGACCAGGACAUUGGCGCGUGGGACACCUCCGGCGUAACAAGCAUGAGCAGGAUGUUCAUCGGCGCCUCGGCCUUUAAUCAAGACAUCGGUGAUUGGGUGGUCCACGAGGUAAGUGGAUAUAAUAUGGGGCAGAUGUUCUUCUACGCCUCGGCCUUCGACCAGGACCUCGGCUGGUGCCUGGACGACGACGUGAACCUAUUCAUGACGUUCGACUACACCCCGUGCGAGUCGACGUCGUGCGGCGUCGUGCAAGUUGAGAACUCUGGCGAUUGCACGAGCACAGGAAACGUCAUGGCCAAUGGGAAGAUCAGAAUUGCAGUUGCAAGGUGGCUCUCGGACAGCGCCGCCGCCGAGGCGACGUACGGCCACAUCUCGACGUGGGAGACUGGGGCGGUGACGGACAUGGAGGAGUUGUUCCUGUUCCGCGACUCGUCCUUCAACGAGGACAUCGGCGCGUGGGACACCUCCGGCGUCACGACGAUGCGCUGGAUGUUUGUCGGGGCCUCGGCCUUCGACCAGGACCUCGGCUGGUGCCUGGACGACGACGUGGACCUGAACUGGGCGUUCUACGACACCCCGUGCGCGUCGACGUUUUGUGGCGUCUCGUGGGGCGGCUGCGACAUCCCAAGCAAUGGUAAUGUCAUGGCCAACGGAAAGAUCAGAAUUGCAGUUGCAGCAUGGCUCUCGGACGCGACGGCCGCCGAGGACACGUACGGCCACAUCUCGACGUUUGACACAUCGGGGGUGACGGACAUGUCGUACUUAUUUUGCGCAGACGAGGACGAUUGCAACGAAGCAGCGGCGUCCUUCAACGAGGACAUUGGCGCGUGGGACACCUCCGGCGUCACGACGAUGGAGGGCAUGUUCCACGACGCCUCGGCCUUUAACCAGGACAUCGGCGCGUGGGACACCUCGGGCGUCAAGAGCAUGGAGAGGAUGUUCGACUCCGCCUCGUCCUUCGACCAGGACAUUGGCGCGUGGGACACCUCCGGCGUAACAAGCAUGAGCAGGAUGUUCAUCGGCGCCUCGGCCUUUAAUCAAGACAUCGGUGAUUGGGUGGUCCACGGCGUAAGGGGAUAUAAUAUGGGGCAGAUGUUCUUCUACGCCUCGGCCUUCGACCAGGACCUCGGCUGGUGCCUGGACGACGACGUGAACCUAUUCAUGACGUUCGACUACACCCCGUGCGAGUCGACGUCGUGCGGCGUCGUGCAAGUUGAAAAUGUCGCAGACUGCCCGACGCCGAAUCCGACGCCGCGCCCCACAUUUCGGCCGACGCCGAAGCCUACUCAGCGCCCGACGCCGAAGCCGACGUCGAAGCCGACGCCGAAGCCGACCGCGCGCCCGACGUUUCCAAGUCCAACUCCACGGCCAACAGCGCCUCCGACGCCAGCGCCCAGCAAGCGGCCGACGCCCAGGCCGACGCCUCAACCCUCACGGCGGCCGACGCCGCGCCCGACGCCGCAGCCGACGGUCCCUCAGCCGACGCAACGGCCCUCAUGGCGCCCGACGCCGGUGCCUGUGCGGAAAUCGUAGUUUGUUAUUGGCACGCCAACUCACCGCUUGAUUCCUACACAGAUCGCGUCCGACCGCGCGCCCGACGCCGCGGCCUAGCGCGAGACCGACGCUGCGCCCCACGCCAGCGCCGAGCCCCCGACCGACGCCGCGGCCUAGCGCGAGACCGACGCAGAGACCCACUCCUCGGCCGACGCCUAUUCCCUCGCCACUACCGACAUCGCGCCCGACGUUGCGUCCCACGCCCGGACCGACGCCGCUGCCGGGAAAUCCUACUCAACGGCCUACCCCACAACCGACUCCCAGGCCUACGCCGCGCCCGACUCAGCGGCCGACGCAGCGCCCGACUCCCAGGCCCUCGCAGCCACCGAGUCCUAGGCCGUCGCCCGCGCCGACGCCGGCCCCCACGCCGGCGCCGUCGCCGGCCCAGACGGUGGUCGAGGUCGCCUCGUCGGUCAGUCUCGAAGGCGUGGUGGCCGACGAAUUUAACGCGGACGAGGACAUGAAGGAUGCGUUUGCGCAGUCUAUCAUCGACAGUUCGGACGGCGUGUUCAACGAAGUGGUUGAUGUGGAGGCCGUCGUCCGCCGGCGGCGCCUGCAGGCGGAGUAUCCGCCUUCUCCGGCGCUGACGCGGGAGGCAGAUCGUACGCGGCGCUUGCAGACGGAAUAUCCGCCGAGCCCGGCGCCGACGCGGGAGGCAGAUCGUACUCUGGCGCCGACGCGGGCGGCCGCGGGCCUCGCGGACGUCUCUUACACGGGCGUCGCGCGCGUCGACGGCAUCGAGGACGCCGAGGCCGUAUCGACGGAUUUAUUGGAGAAGGCCGCGGCCGCCCUGACGACCGCGGUCGACGACGGGAGCUUUCUGACCAAGCUUCGGACCAACGCCGCGGAACGCUCGCCCGAAGCCGCCGCCGCGUUCAACGCCAUCACCGUCGACGAGACGGCGACGCGAGCUCACAUCGGGCGAGCAAGGCACGUGUUUGUCGUCACGACACCGGAGCCGACAGCGGCGCCGACGCCAAGGCCAUUGUCUCCUCCGACGCCAAAACCGACCCCAGCACCGACGCCGCGGCCGUCCCUCACGAUGUCGCCCGUAUCUUUGGUCUCAGGCGGCGGCUCUGGCUCCGGAUCUGGCGCAGCGGGCCCGGACGCGGCGACGGCGGGCGGCGCGGCCGCCGGCGCGCUCGUGCUGCUCCUGGCCGCCGCCGGAGCCUUCUUCUUCUACCGUCGAAACACUGCUGCUAAGAAGUCGCAGGACGUUGAGGCCAACGCGAACGGGGUAUGCGACGAGGCCGGCGGAUUGGAGGCGCCGCCUCAGACCGCCGUCAUCACCUCCAAGGCUCGACGAGCCGCCGCCGCCGCCCGCGCCGGGGCUGCUUGCCCGGGCCCUGAGUCGCCGCGGGAGCGACGCUGCCGCGGCCGCGCCGCCGCCCGCGCCGGCGGCCGCGCCCACCACUACCGUUCGCGGCAAGAAGCGCGGACCGGUUAAGGGGGCGACAGCAAAGGCGGACAGCAAGAUCCGCAUGGUCUUCGCGCCGAUGCGGACGUGGUACGGAGCACCGGCGCGGCGCGCGCUGCGGGAAAAGUAUGGACAGUUCCCGCCGACUCCGGAGGCGCUCGCGAAUUGGAAGUCGUUCGGCGCUGUGACGACGGCGUUCCUCGACGAUCAGGGCGUCGCGUCGACAGGCGCGCCCGCAGCGUCGGCCGCGGAGCCCCCGGCCGCGGCGCCGCCGGCCGCCGCGCCCGUGACGGCGCCCUCGGCGCCUCCUGCGCCGGAGGCGCGCGGCUGGUUCGGCUGGGGCGCGGGCGGCGACCCCGCUUCUCCGUCGCAGCCGCUCGAAGGUGUCCUCGUCACGCCGCCGACGGCAGUCCCCGGCACGGCAUCGGUCGUCGCGUCGUCGAUGUCGCGCGCGGCCGCACCGCCCCGAAACUUCUGCCCAUCUUGCGGCAACCGGCUCGCGGACGGCGCGAACUUCUGCAUGGCGUGCGGCCGUUCUGUUUCUUCCUGAUAUCACCUCCCCCCCCUUUUUUGACUAUGUACAAAAGUAAUCGCGUGUGCCUACUCCGCCGCCGCCGCCAGCGCGCGCCGCUGCGCGGCGAAGAUCUCGCCGAUGAUCGCGUCGAGGCCGUCGCCGUGCUUCACGGCGGCGAAGACGGUCGGCCCGGCGCCGCGCAUCUUGAGCGCGUCGCGGCGCAUCACGUCCAGGUCCGCGCCGACGGCCGGCGCGAGGUCGACCUUGUUGACGACGAGGGAAGCCUCUUCGCGGCGAGUGCGGGGCCCUCGGGGCUGCCCCCCUUUCUGCGGCGGGGGCGCCUCGCGUUCGCCGUUUGCGCGGCGGUCGCUCUCCUGAACGCGCGGCUCGCCUCCACUCUGCCGCCGUGGCCCGCGGCGCGGGGGCGGGCCUGGCGGCGGCCGCGGUAAUGUUUUGUCUUUUGUGGAUCUUUUUUUGGAGUUGUCUCUCCCGCCGAGUCCCGCGAGCCGGGAAAAACAGCGAGUUAUUUCGUUGCGGCCGGGCGUAGGCGUCCGCUGAGCCUUCGCGGACCCGUGUUCGUCGCGUUCCCGACGUCACGAUGAUCAGGAUCAGCGCCGUGCGCUGAUACAAGUCUCGCGCAAAUUCACGCCGCAAAUUGGAAUACGUGAACGGGGCGCUACCAAAAGGCAGCCCUACAGCACCUCAGCGAGAAAAAAGGCCCCGCGCAGCCGUCGCGCGCAUCAGAAGCUCCAUUGGAGCACAGCACAGCGGGCACAGGCACGCUGUCUACCGCCCCGACGCCGCGCCGGGCCAAACGAUGGCGGCGCCCGGGAAGGAGGGCGGCCUCUGCAGUCAGAUUUGGAAUUCCACGCUGAAGGGCGGCGCCGCGGCGGCGUUUUGGGCGUUCGCGGCGCGCGCGACGGCGACGCGCUGCUUUGACGAGUGGUCCGGGCUGCUGCUCGGCGCGGCGCCUGCGAUGAGCCUGGGCGAGGACAACAGCUGGCGGUCGCUGGGCGCCGCUGCCGCCUCGGCGUGCGUCUGGGCCUUUUUCUGCGUCGUCGGCGCGCUGUCAGCGCUCGCUGCGGCCCUCAAUACCUUUGGAAGCUCCGCGAGGCGCUCGGGCUGGAACGCACGCCUCGUCGGCGUGCUGCUGGCCUCGACGGCGAGACUCGCCGCGGCCGGACCGGCAAACGCGUCCGUCGCGCCGUUCUCGGACGACAUUAAAUUUUCUCGGACGCGGCGCAAGCUCAGGGGCUACGUCUUCGCGGAGCACGUGCCCACGGAGUUCGAGAACGACAUGCACUACCUCCAGGACGCGGCGGGCGAGGACGUCGAGCCGCUCGUCGAGGAGGGCGGCGGCGGGCACGACGGCCACGACCACGGCCGCCGCCGCCUCGACGACGGACACGACCACGGCGCGUCGGGCUACGUCAUGGACGACGUCUUGAUUAGACCUACUAUUAUUGCGUGGUUUGACGACCGCGCCGUCGUCGAGGCGGACUACGGCCACAUUUCGACUUGGGACACAUCGGGGGUGACGGACAUGUCGUACUUAUUUUGCGCAGACAUGGACGAAACGUUUUGCAACGAAGCAGCGGCGUCCUUCAACGAGGACAUUGGCGCGUGGGACACCUCCGGCGUCACAAGGAUGGACUACAUGUUCUACGACGCCUCGUCGUUCAAUCAGAACAUUGGCGGCUGGAGCGUAGGAAACGUCAGGGAUAUGGUCUACAUGUUCGAAAGCGCCUCGGCGUUCGACCAACCGCUGAACGACUGGCGGGUUGACAAGGUCACGGAUAUGAGCGGGAUGUUCGCCGGCGCCUCGGCCUUCGACCAGGACAUCAGUGGCUGGGCGGUCCACAGCGUCACGGACAUGAGCGAGAUGUUCCGCGACGCCUCGGCCUUCAACCAGGACAUUGGCGCGUGGGACACCUCUGGCGCAGCGAUGAGCGGGAUGUUCCAAGGCGCCUCGGCCUUUAACCAGGACAUCGGUAAUUGGGACACCUCGGGCGUCAAGAGCAUGGCGGAGAUGUUCGACGAAGCCUCGUCCUUCGACCAGGACAUCGGCGCGUGGGACACCUCCGGCGUCACAAGGAUGGACUACAUGUUCCGCGACGCCUCGGCCUUCGACCAGGACAUCGGCGCGUGGGACACCUCCGGCGUCACAAGGAUGGACUACAUGUUCCGCGACGCCUCGGCCUUCGACCAGGACAUCGGCGCGUGGGACACCUCCGGCGUCAGAAGCAUGGAAUGGAUGUUCGGCUACGCGUCGGCCUUUAAUCAAGACAUCGGCGCGUGGGACACCUCUGGCGUCACGACGAUGGAGGGCAUGUUCCACGACGCCUCGGCCUUUAACCAGGACAUCGGCGCGUGGGACACCUCGGGCGUCAAGAGCAUGGAGAGUAUGUUCGAGGAAGCCUCGUCCUUUAACCAGGACAUCGGCGCGUGGGACACCUCGGGCGUCAAGAGCAUGGAGAAUAUGUUCAGCGGCGCCUCGUCAUUUAAUCAGGACAUAGGCAGCUGGAGCGUCGAGCAGGUCCUAGAUAUGUUCGAAAUGUUCAAAUAUGCCUCGGCCUUCGACCAGAACCUCGGCUGGUGCGUGGACGACGAUGUGGACCUGGACGACGCGUUCGAGGAGGCCAAGUGCGAGUCGACGUCGUGCGGCGUCGUGCAAGUUGCAAAUGUCGCCGACUGUCCGACGCCAAAGCCGACGCCGCGCCCCACAUUUCGGCCGACGCCGAAGCCUACUCAGCGCCCGACGCCGAAGCCGACGUCGAUGCCUACGCCGCGGCCGACCGCGCGCCCGACGUUUCCAAGUCCAACUCCACGGCCAACAGCGCCUCCGACGCCAGCGCCCAGCAACCGGCCGACGCCCAGGCCGACGCCUCAACCCUCACGGCGGCCGACGCCGCGCCCGACGCCGCUGCCGGUUCCGCAACCAACGCCGCGCCCGACAACACCUCAGCCAUCUCCGCGGCCGACGUUCCCUCAGCCGUCGCCACGCCCGACCAUCAGACCGACUCCAAGGCCGACGCCCAUUCCGACGCCCAUUCCGACGAAAGCGCCCGUUUUCGCGCCGACGCCCAGGCCGACCCCAAAUCCGACGCCCAGGCCGACGCCGCGCCCGACCCCUCAACCGACGCCCGCUCCGUCACCGGUGCCCGGAAGUCCGACGCAGCUGCCGACGCCCAGACCAACGCCAAGGCCUUCUCCAGCGCCUACCACGGCGCCGACGACGUCGGCCCCGACGCCGACCCAGACGGCCGUCCAGAUUACUUCGUCGGUGACGCUCGAGGGCAUCGUCACCGUCAUUUUCAAUGCCGACAAGGACGGCAUGCAAGCUUCGUUUGCGCAGUCGAUCAUAGACAGUACCGGCGGUCUUUUUGAAGAGAUCAUCGACAUCGAGGCCGCCGAGCGGCAGCGGCGGCGCUUACGAACGACGUAUUCGCCGACCUUGGCGCCGACCUUGGCGCCGACGCGGGGGAUGCCGACGCCGGGCGUGGAUAGCGGCGAUGGCGUCGAAAUCGAAAUCUCGUACACGGGCGUCGCGCGCGUCGACGGCACGGAUAACGGCGAACAAGUCUCGGCGGAAUUGCUGGAACAGUCCAUGGACGCUAUGACGUUGGCGGUCUACGACGGCAGUUUCCUGGCCACGCUGCAGGCCUCGGAUCCCUCGUUCGCCGCCGUGACCAUGGACGUCGAAGCGACGCAAGCGGCGAUCGAGGCGGCGAGUUAUACGUUCGUCGUCACGACGCCGAGGCCCAUCGGGGCUCCCACUUCGAGGCCGACCCCAAGACCUACGCCCGACGGCGCGAUCGGCAGCGCCGAAAGCUCCUCCGAGUCGACGAGCUCCGGGGGCUCCGGUGGGGGUAGCGACGGCGGCGUGAUAGUUGCUGGUGGCGGAGCUGCCGCGGGUGCCAUCCUGUUGCUGGCUGCCGCCGCCUUCUUCUUCUACCGCCGCGGCAAAGGUUCGGCGGCGAAUAAGAAACCAAUGGCUCUCAGCGGCGAUGUGGAGCUCGGCGACAUCGAGCUCGAGGAAGGCAACGACCGCUCCACGAUGCUCGUGCGGCACAAGGAGACGACGGCUGUCGUCGAGAGAGGCAUGACGGUGACCUCGGCCCUGCUCUCCGCUGCGAGCGGCUUGCCGCUCAUCGGACCGCUGUGCCGGGUCGCCAAGGGGAUUCUCGGCGACGUCGAGGAGUUCAGCGAAAAGGCCGACGACGUCCUCGUUGCGGCACGGCGCGUCAUCGACGUCCUGGACGUGGUUGAUCUCAUGUCGAAGAACGUCUCGAAGUGCUCAGACGGCAAAGAUAUUGCCCAAGCGAACAUGCAGCGGCUCAUCGACUUAAUGAAGGAAUUCCACGUGGCCGUGCGCGCGUUCGGGCAGAAGGGCUGGCUCAAGCGCGCGUUCACGAUGCAGAGCCACGUCAAGAAGCUGGGUCGCAUCGACACGCGCAUCGUCGAGCAGCUGGGCGUCCUCCGGCUGAGCUACCGGUUGGCCAUGGACUUUCAGCUCAUGGAGCGAACGUACCAGAUCGAGCAGUCCAUCGCGGCGCUCGUCGCGAAGCGCGUCGUCGAGAAAGGGGAAUCCGAGGAGGAGGCGGCGGCGGCGCUCUCGGAGGACGCCGUCGCGAUCACGUCGGUCGCGGUCGACGCGCGCGUGCCGCCGACGGAGAUCGCGGUCGAGAUGCGCGAGUUCAAGCUCGAAGUGAAGGAGGGCCUGAGCAAGUUGGACAAGAAGAUGAACAAAAUGCUGGAUGCAGUGCAUAAUCAAAUUGUCGCGGCGCGUCUCGAAGGCCAUCGCGUGGCGGCGUGGUCUCUCACCGCUCGAUUCAGCCAGCACGGCCGCGUUCUCGCCGAUAAAGGACUCCGUGAAGAAUUAUCGGGUGCACCCGACUCACUGGUUGAUUUGCGCGCAGGCUGGAUGGUAGAACUAUGGACAAGCAGCAGCUCAAGUCGAUCCUUGUCGCCGUCAAAGCCGGCGUGGGACGCGACGAGAAGCUCAUGGCGGCCGUCCAGGCGGGCGCGGCGCGCGACAAGCGGAUCCUGGCGGCCAUCGCGGCUGGCAACGACCGCAACGCGUCUAUCCGACGAAACGUCCACGAGCUCGGCGGGGCGCUGCGGAAGACGAAGUCGCGGGAACUGGUCAAGCGCAUGAAAGAGGCGGCCUUGGGGCAGUCCGAGCUCGAGCUCGAGGACGUGGAGGAACUGCCUUUCGCGGAGGGUGGCCAGGGGGCGGUCUUUCGCGGCUACCUGGGCGGAGAGAUUGUUUGCCUGAAGAAAAUCAGCAUGGUCGGGGUCCCGGCCGUCAAGCGCACGAAGAUGCUCUCGUCGUUCAAAACCGAGCUAGGGAUCAUGAUCCGCCUGCGGCAUCCGCGCACGGUCCAGGUCCUCGGCGUCGUCACCACCAACCCUACCUUCCUCGGCCUCGUGAUGGAGUAUCUGCCCGGCGGAUCGCUGCGGCACGCGCUCGACCGCGACGACGAGGUGAUCACGCCGGAGUACCAGCGCUUCUGGACGGCGGACGUGGCGCUGGGCAUGGCGCACCUCUAUAGCUGCAAGAUCGAGCAUCGCGACUUGAAGACCCACAACGUGCUGCUCUGUGUGGAAAUCAACCAGUGUGUCGCGUGCACCCGAUAAUUCUUCACUAAGUCAUUUCUCGGUGAUGACGCGGCCGUGCUGGCUCCGUCGAGCGGCGAGGAAUCGGCCGUGCUGGCAGCGCCGUAAAAUUUUGAUUUCCACACAGGUGCUGCUCACGCACGACGGGCGGUGCAAGGUGACCGACUUUGGGCUCUCUCGCUGCGAGGAGCUGAAGACGUUCACGACGACCGCGACGAUGAGAGACAGCGUCGCGGGGACGCCCGCGUUCAUGGCGCCGGAAUUAUUCGACGACAACACCUUCACGGAGAAGAGUGACGUCUACAGCUAUGCGGUCGUCCUGUGGGAGAUUUACGACCGUGGGAUCCCCUGGGCGGGACUCAAGCCGCAACAAAUUCUCUACAAGCUCAUCAAGGAACAGAGGCUGGACGUACCAAAGUCCAUGCCCCGCGACCUCAGCUCUCUCAUGGAACGCGCGUGGGCCCAGGACCCGGACGCUCGCCCGAGCUUCGCCGACAUUUGCAAGGAACUCCAGGCGACGACGCCGCGUCGCCCUUCUUCGAUCAGCCGCCCCUGGAGCGCCAGCUCGCCCACGGCCGGCGACGCGCCUCCGCCCGCCAGCGUCGCUAGCGGUCAAGGGUCCUCACAGUCUCUGGCCAGCUCCGUCAUGAACAUGUUCCGGGCGGCGCAGUCGGAUGAGGCCGCGGCAAAGUCGCCCGCCGACGCGCGGCCUGCCCAGGCGGGCGCCUCGAGCGCGUCGCCGGCGGUCAAGGGAGGCGCCGAAGCGGCGAAGAACAACAGGAUCAACACGGUCUUCGAGCCGAUGCGGACGUGGUACGGCGCACCGGCGCGCGCGGCGCUGAAAAAGACGCACGGCGCGUACCCGGCGACACCGGAGGCGCUCGCGAAUUGGAAGUCCUUCGGGCCCGUGACGACGGCCUUCCUCGACGACCAGGGCGUGGCACCGGGGCCGACUGCAACCAAGGCGAGGACGCGGAAGUGGUAUGGAUAG
Molecule: messenger RNA, 11596 nt
Organism: Pelagomonas calceolata
Lineage: Eukaryota; Pelagophyceae; Pelagomonadales; Pelagomonadaceae
Source: the annotation of a GenBank genome assembly